GCGGCCGCUUGAUUCGGUCACGUGCCUAGAAGCUGGCCAAUCCGUGCACACAGAUGCCCUUUGCGUGGAUUUCCUGCGCGGAAGGUUGACACGAGAGGAGAUAGAUCUGCUGCGGAGAGAAAGUAGAGGAGGAUGUUCCUGACUAAUAUACUUCUUCGAAAAGGAAUCCCCGGCCGUCAGUGGAUCGGCAAAUACAGGCGUCCCAGGCAGGUUACCUGGCAGAUGAAGAGGGGGGUUAUCCGAAGACUCGAAAUCGAAGCAGAGAAUGAGUACUGGAUUAGCCGGCCGUAUAUGACCAAAGAGCAAGAACGAGGCCAUGCCACUCAAAGGAGGAUGGAGAGAUUUGAGGCUCUUAAGAACAUGCAGGUGGCUAACUUCCCCGAACACAAAUAUUUGGAAGAUCAUUUAAAUCAUUUAAAUGUGACCAAAAAAUGGACUCUUCCGUAAUUUAUUACUUAAAAGUCAAACCCAAUUAAAAUGUUUCACCAGAUGUUAUUUUGUACAUUGUAUUACAUUGCAAGUAAAUUACAUGACGUAUGAA
Spea bombifrons (plains spadefoot toad) is the source of this 541-nucleotide messenger RNA. RefSeq names its product mitochondrial ribosomal protein L57 (gene MRPL57). Bases 133 to 447 code for a protein of 104 amino acids. The record is from RefSeq and is a predicted model, not a curated record. Gene Ontology annotation, biological process: mitochondrial translation. Gene Ontology annotation, cellular component: mitochondrial ribosome. Lineage: Eukaryota; Metazoa; Chordata; Amphibia; Anura; Pelobatidae. Gene Ontology annotation, molecular function: structural constituent of ribosome. The transcript is spliced from 2 exons.